AUGAAUCUCCUGCACUUUUUCGCAGGCAGCGUGCUCGUCAGGCUUGCCUUUGCCCUCCCACAGCCCCAGGCAGGAAUCACCACUGCCGCCUCCGAGCUGUGCACGAAGACCGUAACGAGCCUCGGGAUUGAUCACACCGUGACCGACUACAAGAACUGGGCCUCCUCUGUCAACAGCGUUCAAGGGUCCGCAUCCGAGACGGGUUCCCAGAUCGCCGUCCACACCACCGCGUUCAACUUCCCCGGCCUCGGCCUUAUCACGGCCUACAACUUUGAGGAUUCGCACGUACUCACCUCGGCCGGUUACAAGAUCAUCAUCAACACCUACACGAUCACGGGAGCCUGCCCUACUACGACUGUGGUUAUUCCGCCCUCGCCAACAGCUGGCGAUUGUACACUCCAUGGUGACCAUUGGCAUUGCAGUUCCGUCAACCCCACUGAAACGGCUGCACCAACAUGCGUAGCUCACGAUGACCACUGGGACUGCCCAGCUGGUGUGCCAGAGCCAACCACCCCACCUCCAACGUCUACCUCAAUAUCGUCAGAUACCUCAACCACCGCUCCGAUAUCUGAAGGCGAAUGCGUGGCUCAUGGUGACCACUGGGAUUGCCCAGCGGGCAUUCCAGAACCAACAACACCACCUCCAACACCUACCUCGACAUCGUCAACUACCUCAACCACAGCUCCGAUAUCUGAAGGUGAAUGCGUAGCUCAUGGUGACCACUGGCACUGUCCAGAGGGCGUGCCAGAACCAACCACCCCACCUCCAACGAUUACCUCAACAUCGUCACCUACCUCGACCACCGCACCAAUAUCUGAAGGCGAAUGUGUAGCUCAUGGUAACCACUGGGACUGCCCAGCUGGCGUUCCGGAGCCAACAACGCUACCAGGAGGUGGAACUACGCCACCUGUCACUGGCGGUGAAUGCGUAUCUCAUGGCGACCACUGGGACUGCCCAGCCGGCGUGCCCGAGCCAACACCACCACCAGGAUAUGCACCAGGUGGAACCACACCACCUGUCACCGGCGGCAAAUGCAUAGCUCAUGGUGACCACUGGGACUGUCCAGCCGGCGUGCCCGAGCCAACAACACCACCAGGAGGUGCAACGGGUGGAACCACACCACCUUUCACCGGCGACGAAUGCAUAGCUCAUGGUGACCACUGGGACUGCCCAGCUGGCGUGCUGGAGCCUUCUACUCCACCAGGAUCUACGCCUACUGCCACGGCAAGUGAGACUACAUCAGGCGAGUGUGUUGCUCACGGCGACCACUGGCACUGCCCCGAUGGCGUUCCAGAGCCAACAACUCCACCGUCCGCUGUGCCUACCACACUCGCCACGUUGACGAACACGAACCCUUCCGCGACGACCACCAGCGUGCCUAUUUUUUCCGCCGCAGCUGCUGUGCCUAAUGGUCCUAUGUCGGCGAUUUUUGGUCUUGGUGCUGGAUUCGCUGCGCUGUUUGCUGUGUUGCUAUGA
Molecule: messenger RNA, 1476 nt
Organism: Pseudogymnoascus verrucosus
Lineage: Eukaryota; Fungi; Ascomycota; Leotiomycetes; Thelebolales; Thelebolaceae
Exons: 2
Coding region: 1-1476 (491 amino acids)
Source: RefSeq, a predicted model, not a curated record